AUGGCUCUCAGGAACGCCUCUGCCCCUCUGCUCUCAGACAUGUUGCCCGAGUCCUACUCCAACCGGGUCCAGCCCUCUCCCUCCCCCAGAACCACCACCAUCACCAGGAGCAGGCUCCAGGAGGACGCUCCGAAGCUGCAGCACGUCGUGGGGAACCUCAAGGCCGAGAACAGUUUAUCGCUGACCAAAUGUCCCUCCGUGCAGAUGCGCAGUUACUCUGGCUGGAUCCAAAGACACGUCUGCAAGAAGGAAUGUUGCUACUUCAAACCCAGCACCAGUGAGGGUCGCUGUGGGUGCGGACUGAGGAAGAACAGUCAUGUGGACGAGGCCCUGAGACCCGCUGAGGCCGUAGAGAGCUGGGACCUGCACAAACAUGUCCGAGAGGCCCCCACUGACGCCUAUGGGAAUGUGUGCCUUGGAGGCCUGGGACAUAAGACCGCCAAGUAUGUCCGAGUCUCCUCGGACACUGAGCCUGAGCUGCUGUAUGAGCUGCUGACAGAGCAGUGGAAGCUGCCUCCUCCAAACCUGCUGAUCUCAGUCACUGGAGGAGCCAAGAACUUCUACUUGAGGGCCCGCCUCAAGAACAUGUUCCACAGGGGCCUCAUCAAGGUGGCCCAGACCACAGGGGCCUGGAUUCUGACCGGUGGCACUAACACUGGGGUGAUGAAGCACGUGGGGCAGGCGGUGAGAGACCACGCCCUCAGCAGCUCCAUGGGGGGGCACAUCGUCGCCAUCGGGGUGGCCACAUGGGGGAUCCUCCACAACAGACAUACCCUCAUCAACCCCAAGGGCUGUUUCCCGGCCUACUACGAGGCGGAUGUGGAGGGUCAGGGCCACCUCUGCUGCCUGGACCAGAACCACACACACUUCCUGCUGGUGGACAAUGGCACACAUGGUCAGUACGAAGCCGAGAUCCAGCUGAGGGCGCGGCUGGAGAAGUACAUAUCCAGGAAGAGGCUCUCCAACCAAGCCAGCGGAGUGGACAUCCCUGUGGUGUGUGUGGUGUUGGACGGAGGACCAGGAACUCUCAACCCGAUCCUGUUCCAGACCAUGUACAACGCCAUGCUCAACGGGACCCCCUGUGUGGUGAUGGAGGGGUCCGGCAGGAUCGCAGACGUCGUGGCCCAUGUGGCGGAGCUCCCCGUGAGCCGCGUCUCCAUCGCUCUGGUCCAGCAGCUCAUGAAGAAGUUCUUUGGUCAAGAGUACGACUGCUUCUCCGACUGUAGGAUCAUUGAAUGGACCAAAAAGAUCCAGGAUAUCCUCCGGGCGCCGCAUCUGCUGACCGUGUUCAGAAUCACUGCAGACAGCGACGGGGAGGUGGACAUGGCCAUUCUCCGAGCGCUGCUCAAAGCCUCUAGGAGCGGCUCGGGGCCCGGGUCUGGUCCUGGGGCUGAGGACUCUCAGAGGCAGCUGGAGCUCGCUGUAGCCUGGAACAGAGUGGACAUCGCCAACACAGAGAUCUUCACCGACGAGAGGCAGUGGAAGUCAGAGCAGCUGCACAGUGCCAUGCUGUCUGCUCUUGUGGGGAACAAGCCUGAGUUUGUGAGUUUGCUGCUGGAGAACGGUGUGAGUCUGUGGGACUUCCUUCAGGAGGAGACUUUGUGUGAGCUCUACAGACAGCUGCCCACCUGCCUGUUCCUGAGGCGCCUCGCCCGCAGAGCCACGGAGCAGCAGCGCCGCCGCAAGCCGCCGCUGGGACUGCGCCCUCGAGCCUUCUCCACCCAGAGCCAGACCAUCUCCCUGAGCCACGUGUCCGAGGAGGUGCGGCGUCUCCUGGGGACCUUCACCCACCACAUCUACUCCCCCACCCCCAACGUGUACCUGCUGGACAUGUCCACGGCCUCGGACUCCCACUCCAAAAGUCUGGGAUCUCAGAACAUGUACAGAGAGGAGUCUGCAGACCCUGACAGAAACCCAGAGAGAGACCUGUUCCUCUGGGCCAUCCUGCACAACAACAAGGCUAUGGCCCAGAUCGCUUGGGAGGAGAGCAGAGACUCUAUGGCGGCGGCUCUCGCUGCCUCCAAGAUCCUGAAGAAACUCUCAGAGGAAGAUAAAGAUGCAGACGAGGCGGCGGAGAUGAAGGAGCUGGCCACACUGUACGAGACGCAGGCUAUGGGUGAGGACCUGGGGGAGAGAGGGGAGGGGGAAGAGAGGGGUGAGGACCAACAGGAGAGAGGGGUGAGGACCACUGGGAGAAGGAUAGGAGGGGUGAGGACCACUGUGGGAGGGAGAGGAGGGGUGAGGACCAACAGGGGAGAGGGGUUAGGACCUGGUGAUGACCACUGGGAGAAGGAGAGGAGGGGUGAGGACCACUGUGGGAGGGAGAGGAGGGGUGAGGACCACUGGGAGAAGGAGAGGAGGGAUGAGGACCACUGUAGGAGGGAGAGGAGGGAGGUCUUCAGUGAGUGCUUCUCCUGUGAUGAGGAGCGAGCUCAGAAACUUCUGGUUCGUGUGUCUCCGUUCUGGGGACGGAGCACGUGUCUGAGAGUCGCCCUGGAGGCCAACGACCAGAACUUUGUGGCUCAGUCUGGGGUUCAGACCUACCUGAACACUCUGCAGGGCUAA
This is a messenger RNA of Knipowitschia caucasica, 2565 nucleotides long. The record is from the annotation of a GenBank genome assembly. Lineage: Eukaryota; Metazoa; Chordata; Actinopteri; Gobiiformes; Gobiidae.